GGCCUUUUUGGAAGUCUGCAUCUUCUUUGUUGAGGACCGUUGAUUAUGCUUCUGUAAAUUGUAAUGGCGUCGUCGAAUUUCCGCAACUGAACUUGUAGCUAGGGCAUAAGAGUCAUAACUGAGUUGGAGGAUUUCAGGUGCAAUUCGUUCAGACAGAAUUGUGCAUUGACUGCUGUUUUGAUUGCUCUUGCACUACCGUCGAUUAGGUGUUUUUGGGCAGCAGUACGACCGAUUGCGUUUGAGGAAUCGAGAAUCUACCCAUCUGUUCAGGAUAUGAAGAAAUAGGAGGAAAAAAAUGAAUUGGUAGACAAAACCAGAAAGUUCUGACUGUAAACAAAGUCGAUGACUGAAGGAGGGAGAAACAGAGGAGAGGACAGAAGACAAAACUUCCAGUUUUGACUUGCCUUUCUAUGGUCGGCAUGUGAGUUUGAGGAUAAGAUGAGCCAACCAGGAAAGCACAGAAUAUUAAUGGUGUCUGACUUUUUCUACCCUAACUUUGGUGGUGUAGAGAAUCAUAUUUAUUACCUAUCACAAUGCUUAAUCAAACGUGGCCACAAGGUAGUUGUUAUGACCCAUGCUUAUGGGAACCGUUCCGGAGUGAGGUACAUGACCGGUGGAUUGAAGGUUUAUUACGUGCCAUGGAUGACCAUGUUCAUGCAGAGUACAUUUCCCACAUUGUUUGGGAAUCUUCCGAUUGUAAGAACAGUUUUGAUACGAGAAAGGAUAUCGAUAGUGCAUGGACAUCAAACCUUUUCAACGCUCUGUCACGAAGCUCUGAUGCACGCGCGCACAAUGGGAUACAAAGUUGUGUUUACCGAUCAUUCUCUUUAUGGUUUUGCUGAUGUGGGAAGUAUUCACAUGAACAAGGUUUUGCAAUUUGCACUAGCAGAUGUGACCCAGGCCAUAUGUGUUUCACACACGAGUAAGGAGAAUACAGUUCUACGAUCAGGGCUUCCACCUGAAAAGGUUUUUGUCAUUCCAAAUGCUGUGGACACGGCCAUGUUCAAGCCUGCUCCCGAGCGUCUCAGCUCCAAAGAAAUUGUUAUUGUUGUAAUAAGUAGGUUGGUUUACCGUAAAGGAGCAGAUCUACUCGUUGAAAUCAUACCUGAAGUGUGUAAUCUGCAUCCAAAUGUACGGUUUGUGAUUGGUGGUGACGGGCCUAAAAGAGUGCGGUUGGAAGAGAUGAGGGAAAAGCACUCUUUGCAAGAUCGAGUCGAUAUGUUGGGUGCAGUUCCACAUGCUAAAGUACGAUCAGUUUUGGUGACUGGACAUAUAUUCUUAAACAGUUCAUUAACCGAAGCAUUUUGUAUAGCUAUAUUGGAAGCUGCUAGUUGUGGAUUGUUGACUGUCAGUACACGCGUGGGCGGCGUACCUGAGGUUCUUCCCGACGAUAUGAUUGUUCUUGCAGAGCCUGAUCCUAGCGACAUGGUUUUGGCUAUUACAAAUGCAAUAAACUUGCUUCCCCGAAUUGACCCACAAGCAAUGCACGAUCGUAUGAAGAAACUCUAUAGUUGGCAUGAUGUUGCAAAAAGGACAGAGAUCGUCUACAACCGUGCUUUCCAGUGUUCCGGUCAAGAUCUCUUAGAACGUCUACCCAGGUACUUUUCAUGCGGCGCCUGGGCUGGGAAGAUCUUCUGCGUAGUAAUGAUAAUCGAUUAUUUGCUCUGGUGUUUAUUGAAGCUUUGGAAGCCUGACAGGGACAUCGAGGUCGUUCCCGACAUUGAUCUCUCAAGUACUCAUAAUAGAGAAUGAAACGCCUGUUUCAUGUCGCGAUGAGAGUUGCAAAUAGUUGCAGCUGCAGCGGAAGGAACGAUAGAGACAAACACCUUAGGACAACCAAAAAUAUGAAAAAUGGCGUUGUAUGCAGGUCAGGACGGAGUUGUCCGUAACAGAGGGAAUCUAACGGAGAUUCAUCCCAUCGAUGUGGAUUCAGGUUCUUUUGUUUUUUGAUAUAGUUAAGGCAUGGAAGGAAAUUGCUGUACUCGGAGAAAUGGUAAGAAUUUACAGUUUUGGUCUUGUUAGUGGCGCGUAAUAGUAUGGAAAUAGUUUUGUAUAUCAGUCGUUAUUGCUCUAAUGAUCUUAUAUUUGUGUGUGACACUCACGCGUGUUUUUAUAGAGUAACACAGCGGAAAAUCAUAACAUAUGCGUGAGCGUCGCAUGUUUGUAUAAGACUAUUAGAAUGCUAAAGAAUGAGAUGAUUAAGAUUUCCGGGCAUGACAUGGUCCGAGUUAAAGAAACAAAAUAAUAUGUCCGCUUACAGGAAAAUUUUAUAGUUUUGGUCUUGUCGGUGGCACGCAUGAGUGUUACUCACGAAUAAUAUAGGAUCGUUAGAGCAAUAAUGAGUAAUAUACGAAACUAUUUACAAAUUAUUACGGAGAAUGAGAUGAUUACGAUUUCCGGACAUGACAUGGUCUAGUUAAAGAAACAAAAUGAUAAGAAGUGUUCACUUAUAGGAAAACUUUCAAUGUUGGUCUUGUUAGUCGCCCGUAAUAGUUUGUAAAUAGUUUCGUAUAUCGCUCUAAUGAUUUUAUAUUUGUGCUUAAUACUCAUGUGUGCUUUUUAUAAAGUAAUUAAAAUAUUAUAAUGCAUGUGUUAGAGUGUCACGUGCGUGUCUUAAGACUAUUUGAACGAUGAAAGAAUGGGAUGAUAAGAUAGUUUUGUAUAUUGCUCAUUAUCACUCUAGUAAUUUUAUAUUUUUACAUGACACUCAUGCGUAUUUUUAUAAAGUAACACAAUCAAAGGUGGUUAUGACAGAUAAAAUCUGCAUGUGUCGAGAUUUAACGGUCAAAAAUCUAUUUCUAAACCGUAAUGCCAUCUUUUAUUCGUAUAUUUAUUUUAUUUUAUUAUUUUUUUUAUGGCAUAGGAAUCCUUUUAUUGGUUUUUUUUUUUUUUUUAUGAUGUGGAAACCGCAUCUGCUAUCCGAAAGUACGCACUGGGUAAACUUUCGGCCGAACCUAUCCUGCAAACUAGGCUCGACAGACAAGUUACACUAGGCGAAUCAUGUGUGGCAAGUGGACUUGAGGUUGUGGUAUUGUUCUAACUCUAGUUGAUUAUGUGCUCCGUGCGCUAGUCGGUUUGGGGGUUCAGUUUGGGCUUAAGAUUUUAAAUAUAAAAUUAAUUUUUAAAUCUAAUAUAUAUAUAUAUAUAUAUAAAAUAA
This is a messenger RNA of Andrographis paniculata, 3157 nucleotides long. RefSeq names its product phosphatidylinositol N-acetylglucosaminyltransferase subunit A. The coding region runs from base 439 to 1752 and encodes 437 amino acids. The transcript is spliced from 11 exons. Gene Ontology annotation, cellular component: glycosylphosphatidylinositol-N-acetylglucosaminyltransferase (GPI-GnT) complex. Lineage: Eukaryota; Viridiplantae; Streptophyta; Magnoliopsida; Lamiales; Acanthaceae. Gene Ontology annotation, molecular function: phosphatidylinositol N-acetylglucosaminyltransferase activity. Gene Ontology annotation, biological process: GPI anchor biosynthetic process. The record is from RefSeq and is a predicted model, not a curated record.